AUGAGCCACUUGCGCCCGUCAGGUAUACUGCCACAAAACAAGGCGCCUGACUACGAAAUCCGACUCGUUCUCGAACCAGCCGAGAUCCUCACCCCAAGCAUUGAAUUGAAAACCGACGUCCAAUCUACCUUCAACAUGCAGCCGAGCCCCAUCAUGGAGAUCAUAGAAUUUCUCGACACCCCAACCAAGGAAAUGUUCGGGGCCGGCUGGAGCGUUAGCGCCCGCAAAGCUCAAGGUGAUAGUGCUGUCGAAUUUACGUACAGACAUCACUACCCAAUCACGAACAGCGAUAUUGAUAGCAUUCUCAUCCAUGCCAAUUUGCAGGGUUUCAACAAUGAGCCCACUGGUGACAGUCGGGAGUUCAAGGCACAAGUUGAAUGGGGUUACGAACAAAAGAUGCUCUCAAUGACCACCAAGAAGAAGCUAGAUGGAUUUCUACCCAAUGAACUAGAAUUCCCUAAAGCAGACACUUUGCGGCAGCUGCUGAUCGCGAAAGCGCCUAACAAGUUCAAGCAUUGGAAACUUCAUGAUUGGGGUACUUACGCGUUGCAGCGGUCGGUCAUUCAUGGCCCGAUUCAUGUUGAUCGCUACUCCGGGUCCUGGGAUGGUAAGCCGAUCGGCCUUGAGGUUUGGCACAUGGUGAAUGCCUUGGCUGAGAGAACUGAUUACAUCGUCGAGCUUUCCUUUAAGACGAUUAAUCGUUCUUCGGCCUCGUCUAAGCAGAGGAAGCUGGUGGAUGAAAUGAAGAGCAAAGGCUGGCUAGUUGUCGAGGAUGAGGAUUUGGUAAAGACGGGAGCCAUAUUGGAUGCCUACGCUUUUUGA
Molecule: messenger RNA, 822 nt
Organism: Aspergillus neoniger CBS 115656
Lineage: Eukaryota; Fungi; Ascomycota; Eurotiomycetes; Eurotiales; Aspergillaceae
Product: fibronectin type III domain protein
Exons: 1
Coding region: 1-822 (273 amino acids)
Source: RefSeq, a predicted model, not a curated record